Diaporthe batatas is the source of this 213-nucleotide messenger RNA. RefSeq lists its product as uncharacterized. Bases 1 to 213 code for a protein of 70 amino acids. The transcript has a single exon. Lineage: Eukaryota; Fungi; Ascomycota; Sordariomycetes; Diaporthales; Diaporthaceae. The record is from RefSeq and is a predicted model, not a curated record.
AUGCCUGUCCACUUCGAGACCCCCACCCGAUUCCACCCAGAGAACGCGGCCCACGCACACCCCGGGUCCGCCUCCCGGAAGAGAUCCGAAUCCAUCCGCAAGCGGGCUCCCACCCCGGCCCCCAUCGCCCGGCGCUCUUCCGCGGCCUCCAGCUCGUCAACUUCGUCCUCGCGGAGCUCGGACUCCCUGAAGAUGACGCCCCACAGGAAAUAA